Molecule: messenger RNA, 1437 nt
Organism: Dichomitus squalens LYAD-421 SS1
Lineage: Eukaryota; Fungi; Basidiomycota; Agaricomycetes; Polyporales; Polyporaceae
Exons: 4
Coding region: 1-1296 (431 amino acids)
Source: RefSeq, a predicted model, not a curated record
AUGAGCUAUCUGCCUUCCAUUGGCGAUCAGCCAACCAUCCCCCUUCCGAUAGAGAUAUACGAGCAAAUCAUCGACUCCGUCGGCAUUGGCGUGGGCGCAAGAGAUUAUGUGGUUUCUGUGGCCCGUGCCACACUUUGCAGCUGUUGUCUGACAUGCCAAGCUUGGCUGCCCCGAAGCAGAGCUCUGUUGUACAAGUCCAUCACACUCAAAGCUCCUCGUCCAUCCGAUCUCCAAAUCAGCUUCCAAAAGCUCGUCCGCACGAUACUCGAUUCCCCUCUCAUCGCUGCGCUCGUCGAGAACAUCACUCUCUCGGAACUCUCCGCCUCCAAGUCCGGUGUUGCAUCUGUACUUCCUAUCCUGCUGAUAGGCAGGUUACCCCACCUGCGCACGUUCACCAUACACGAAACCACUCUCGUCGUCUCCCCUGGCUUCUGUAGCUCUAUUUCAAGCUUUCCCGCACUCGAAACGUUGAAAUUGGCCACAGUGAUGUUCCCGAACAUCUCUGCGUUCCGGAGGCUGCUCACCGCACUGCCGAGGUUGCGCGAUCUCACGCUGGACAAUGUGUUUUGGCAGACGGUCGGUGCAGUGCCCGAGACGAUGAUUCAAUACAUUGGAAGCAUGCCUCCCAUUCGUCGGCUUUCUGUGAUUGGCGGUCAGGUUGUUGGCCCUGCCACAUGGGCAGUGCUCGAGCUACUCGCCCCCUACUUGGAACAGCUGAUAUUCUCCGACUGGAACCAGGACAAGCUUCUCGCUCCAAAUAAGGAAGAGAACAUGCUGCAAUUCCCUCGUCUCGUCUCCCUUACCUUCCGAGCUCAUCCGCGACCUCUGGCACGUGGGUUCAGCGACUUCCUAUCGAAGGCGGAGGCACAACAGCUGCGCGUCAUCAACCUCAUCAACCGGAUGAUGCUCAAGAGUACGUCGGACCUCCCCACAAUGUCGCGGCGAUUACUCAGGAAUAGCCCUCUGUUUGAGCGUGUCGUCACUCAAGCUCGACUUCCAGCCCUAGAGGCUGUCAAUAUGGUGGUGGAGGUGUGGGACCUCAGCGGACGUAUUGUCGAGGAACUGGAACAGCGAAUGCCUACGAUCGCCGAGGAAUGUCGGGAGAAGCUCGGUGUCCUCCACAGACGCGGCAUUCUAAGAGUUAUCGGGGUCAACUUAGUCGACGACAAGAUCAACGCGUCCUGGUUCUGGCUAGGCCCGUCUAGGUCCUUGCCAUCGCAGUACUCCUGCAUCUGGCAGUAUGGAGUGCCUCUUUUGGAUGCUAUCACGAUCGUCCUUGGGAGCAAUACCUUAUAAUCAGUGUCAAGCAAGCAUUCGUGAUCAGAACGAAACCGAAAUGAAGUCGCUAGACCGUGUGACAGCUCCAAUUAUUCUACACUCUCCAAAUCCCUCCUACUCUUCGCCUUCGGUGCUAGGUCUGUAGGAGGCGCCAUUGAC